CCUUGACUAGAAAAGUCGAAAUACCAAAAUCAAACGAAGUUGACACUAAGAAUAAUCUUAACCGGAAGAUACGUUAGAAUUGGCGUAAUAUAUUCGUUUUACGAUUUUAAUAUAAAUCGCGUAACAUCUACUUUAGAUGUGCAAGUAGACCUUUCAUCAUGUACCUGUACAAUCUGACACUGCAGAGGUCACAGGGCAUUGUUACAGCAAUCCAUGGCAACUUUUCUGGCUCCAAGCUUCAAGAGAUAGUUGUUUCUCGUGGAAAAGUAUUAGAAUUGUUUCGCCAUGAUCCAAAUACUGGCAAGAUAUUUCCUGUAUUGUCCACAGAAGUUUUUGGAAUCAUUCGCUCUUUGAUGCCCUUUCGACUGACUGGUGGGACUAAAGAUUAUGUUGUUGCUGGUUCUGACUCGGGUAGAAUUGUUAUUCUAGAAUACAUCCCAGCUAAAAACAUGUUUGAAAGGAUCCACCAAGAAACAUUUGGUAAAAGUGGUUGCAGAAGGAUAGUUCCUGGGCAGUAUCUAGCUGUUGAUCCUAAAGGAAGAGCUGUUAUGAUUGGUGCUGUUGAGAAGCAGAAACUUGUCUACAUUUUGAAUCGAGAUGCUCAGGCCAGGUUAACAAUUUCAUCUCCACUAGAAGCUCACAAAUCUAACACCUUAGUUUAUCAUAUGGUUGGUGUAGAUGUAGGCUUUGAAAAUCCAUCAUUUGCAUGUUUGGAAAUAGAUUAUGAGGAAGCAGAUGGUGAUCCCACUGGGGAAGCUGCACUCAAGACACAACAGCUUUUAACAUAUUAUGAACUAGAUUUAGGUCUUAACCAUGUGGUGCGCAAGUAUUCAGAACAGCUAGAGGAACAUGCCAACUUUCUCAUUUCAGUUCCAGGUGGUCAUGAUGGACCCAGUGGUGUUCUUAUUUGCUCAGAAAACUACAUUACUUACAAAAACUUGGGUGACCAGCCAGAUAUCAGAUGUCCUAUUCCACGAAGAAGGUGUGAUCUGGAUGAUCCUGAGCGUGGAAUGAUUUUUGUUUGUAGUGCUACUCAUAAAACCAAGUCCAUGUUCUUCUUCCUUGCACAAACUGAACAAGGAGACAUAUUUAAAAUAACACUGGAAACUGAUGAAGACAUGGUAACAGAAAUUCGACUCAAGUAUUUUGAUACAGUUCCUGUGGCUACUAGUAUGUGUGUAUUAAAAUCUGGGUUUUUAUUUGUUGCUGCUGAAUUUGGUAACCAUCACUUGUACCAGAUUGCCCAUUUGGGAGAUGAUGAUGGUGAAAGAAUGUUUAGCAGUGCUAAUCCCCUGGAAGAGGGGGAUACUUUCCAUUUUUCUCCUAGAGAAUUGAAAAAUUUAGUGAUGGUGGAUGAAAUGGAUAGUUUAUCACCAAUCAUUACAGCUCAGAUCGCUGAUUUAGCUAAUGAAGAUACCCCUCAACUAUUUACAUUGUGUGGACGAGGCCCAAGGUCCACCCUGCGUGUACUCCGACAUGGUUUGGAGGUUUCAGAGAUGGCAGUGUCAGAGCUUCCUGGUAACCCAAAUGCUGUAUGGACAGUGAAGAAACACACAGAUGAUGAUUAUGAUGCCUACAUCAUAGUGUCCUUCAUGAACGCCACUCUAGUUCUUUCUAUCGGAGAAACUGUAGAGGAAGUGACAGAUUCUGGAUUUUUGGGCACAACUCCAACAAUAUCUAGCUCGCAGCUUGGUGAUGAUGCACUUGUUCAGAUUUAUCCAGAAGGUAUCAGACAUAUUCGUUCUGAUAAAAGAGUAAAUGAAUGGAAAACUCCUGGUAAGAAAAAUAUAGUGAAAUGUGCUGUCAACCAAAGACAAGUGGUCAUUGCAUUGACAGGUGGAGAAUUGGUCUACUUUGAGAUGGAUCCAACUGGUCAGCUGAAUGAGUAUACAGAAAGGAAGGAGCUGUCCAGUAAUGUUGUAUGUAUGGCACUGGGGCGUGUACCUGCUGGAGAACUCAGGUCCAGGUUUUUAGCAGUUGGGUUGUCAGAUAACACAGUCAGAAUCAUUUCCCUUGAUCCCAAUGAUUGCUUGUCACCAUUAAGUAUGCAGGCUUUCCCUGCUCCUCCUGAAUCUUUAUGUAUAAUUGAGAUGGGUGGCAGUGAGGCCAAAGAGGAGACUGGUGAAACAGCUACUACAGGUGGAAUCUAUUUGAACAUUGGCUUACAGAAUGGUGUCUUGUUGAGAACUGUUCUAGAUCCAGUGACUGGAGAUUUGUCUGAUACAAGAACAAGAUAUCUUGGCUCUAGACCUGUCAAGCUUUUUAGAAUUUCAAUGCAGGGUUCUGAAGCUGUUCUUGCAAUGUCCAGUAGAACAUGGCUGAGUUACACUUAUCAAAGCAGGUUCCACUUAACUCCUUUGUCAUAUGAAACCUUAGAAUAUGCGUCUGGCUUUGCUUCAGAACAAUGUCCUGAGGGUAUUGUGGCUAUUUCAACAAAUACUUUAAGAAUUUUGGCCUUGGAGAAAUUGGGUGCUGUUUUCAACCAAGUUGCUUGGCCUUUACAGUACACACCCCGCAAAUUUGUUAUACAUCCAGAAUCCAACAAUUUAAUCAUUAUUGAAACGGACCAUAAUGCUUAUACCGAAGAGACCAAACAGUUGAGAAAACAACACAUGGCUGAGGAAUUGAUAGAAGCAGCGGAUGAAGAUGAACGAGAGCUAGCUGCUGAGAUGGCUGCACAGUUUCUAAAUGAGGACCGUCCUGAAACAAUAUUUGGUGCUCCCAAAGCUGGUCUUGGUAUGUGGGCCUCAGUUGUCAGGAUAAUUAACCCUAUCACUGGUGAAAAUUUGGAAAAAAUUGCUUUGGAGCAGAAUGAAGCCGCACACAGUGUUGCUUUGGUCAAGUUUUCCAACAGACCUGAGGAUACCAUUCUCAUAGUUGGCAUUGCUAAAGAUCUAGUUCUUAAUCCUCGCUCUGUCACUGGGGGAGAACUUUUAACAUAUCAGGUCACAGAAAGUGGUACUAAACUUGAGCUGCUACAUAAAACACCAGUUGAGGAAGUUCCUGGAGCUAUUACUCCUUUCCAAGGUCGAGUACUAAUAGGAGUUGGCAAAUAUUUGAGGAUUUAUGAUCUAGGAAAAAAGAAAUUGUUGCGGAAGUGUGAAAAUAAGCAUAUUCCAAAUGCCGUAGUCAGUAUCCACACAAUGGGCAACAGAGUGUUUGUUGGGGAUGUUCAAGAAAGCAUUCACUUUGUCCGUUAUCGCAGGCCAGAAAAUCAGUUAAUUAUCUUCUGUGAUGAUACAAAUCCUCGCUGGGUUACUUGCUCUUGUAUAUUGGAUUACAAUACUGUUGCCAUUGCAGACAAAUUUGGAAAUGCAACAGUGAUACGUCUACCCUCUGAAGUAAGUGAUGAUGUUGACGAAGAUCCAACUGGUAACAAAGCAUUGUGGGACAGGGGUCUUCUAAAUGGAGCUUCUCAAAAGGCUGAUGUGAUUGCUAAUUUCCAUGUGGGUGAAGUAGUGACAUCAUUACAGAAAGCUACACUUAUUCCUGGAGGCUCAGAAUCUUUAGUGUACACAACAUUGUCUGGCAGUAUUGGCAUGCUUGUGCCAUUCACCUCCCAUGAGGAUCAAGACUUCUUUCAACACUUAGAAAUGUACAUGAGACAGGAGUAUCCAUCUUUGUGUGGGCGAGAUCACCUAGCCUUUAGAUCUUACUACUUUCCUGUCAAGAAUGUUAUUGAUGGUGAUUUGUGUGAAGUAUUCAAUUCCAUGGAACCCAGCAAACAAAAAUCAAUAGCUGAAGAAUUAGAAGACAGAAGCUCUAAUGAGGUGUCAAAGAAAUUGGAAGACAUCAGAACAAGAUAUGCUUUCUAAACAGUUGCUGUGUGCUGCUCAUAGUGGAACAAUUAUCAACAACAAAUUUAUAAUGAAAUUUUAGAAACCUUGUGUUUCUCAUUAUUUUAUUUUUAUGUAAUUAUUUUUUAAAUUGAAAGAUCGUUAAUGGUAGGCUUGUACCUAAAUUAAUUAAAGUAUUGUAAAUAUAUUAACAUAAGAUCAAUUUCAUUUAAUAAGAGCCUUUUUAAAAUGUAACUUUUACAUAUGAAAAUCUUGUAGAUUUUGUAUAAUAUCUCUGUAUAUGUUUAUGUCUCACUGUUCAUUCUAGUAUGUUAUAUAAAUCUGAAGUUAGCUAAUGUUGACUUUAUGUUGUGUGAACUGUUACAGACUUGAAUCAUUUGUUCUUAAUAAAAAAUAUUUUCACUUCA
This is a messenger RNA of Biomphalaria glabrata, 4204 nucleotides long. Its product is annotated as splicing factor 3B subunit 3-like. The coding region runs from base 159 to 3815 and encodes 1218 amino acids. NCBI's taxonomy places the organism in Eukaryota, Metazoa, Mollusca, Gastropoda, Planorbidae. The transcript is spliced from 29 exons. Gene Ontology annotation, molecular function: protein binding; U2 snRNA binding. The record is from RefSeq and is a predicted model, not a curated record. Gene Ontology annotation, cellular component: U2 snRNP; nucleus. Gene Ontology annotation, biological process: mRNA splicing, via spliceosome.